This is a messenger RNA of Aptenodytes forsteri (emperor penguin), 927 nucleotides long. RefSeq names its product ephrin A1 (gene EFNA1). Gene Ontology annotation, molecular function: ephrin receptor binding. The transcript is spliced from 4 exons. The coding region runs from base 1 to 537 and encodes 178 amino acids. Gene Ontology annotation, cellular component: plasma membrane. Lineage: Eukaryota; Metazoa; Chordata; Aves; Sphenisciformes; Spheniscidae. Gene Ontology annotation, biological process: ephrin receptor signaling pathway; axon guidance. The record is from RefSeq and is a predicted model, not a curated record.
AUGGAGCAUCCAGCAGGGACCUGGUGCUGCCCGCAGGAGGACAGCACGGCGCGGAUGUCAGGCAGCACCCUCAGGUUCUUGUGGAGUGACUACACAGUGGAGGUGCGCCUGAACGACUACCUGGACAUCAUCUGCCCACACUACGAAGAGGGGAGCGUGGACCCCCAUGCCAUGGAGCGCUACACCCUCUACCUGGUGGAGCCCGAGGAGUACCAGGCCUGCAAGCCCCACUCCAAGGAGCAGAUCCGCUGGGAGUGCGACAAGCCCAGCGCCCUGCACGGCCCCGAGAAGUUCUCAGAGAAGUUCCAGCGCUUCACUCCCUUCACGCUGGGCAAGGAGUUCAAGGAGGGGCACAGCUACUACUAUAUCUCUCAGGCACCGCCUGUCCCUGCCUCUACCCAGAAGGGGAGGAUCCAGGCAGAUGAUGCAGCCGCACACGUGCUGAGGAGUGUGGGGCAGAACUCGGCAAUGAGGGGCAGCAGCCCCUUCACCUUCAUCAGCCUCCUCCUGCCCCUCCUGGUGCCGCAGGGGCUGUGAGCCACCUCCCUGUGCCCGGAUGGACCAAGGCUGCAUCCGCUGGGGACAGAGCUGGGAUGCUUGGGACCCCUGUGGUCCUCACGUGUGCCCUGGGGCGGCCUUCCCUGCACACGUCUGGGCGAGGAAAGGAUUUGUCAGUAUUACAGGGCCAGAGGGCCCGAAGAUGAGCUGAGCAGCCAAAGCCCUCGGGCUGCCCCGGCCCUCGCAGGCAGGGUGCUCUUGGCAGCCAGAGACUGAGCACAAGCCCAGGGCUUGGAGGGGCUGCAUGCCCUGGACUGGAGGGGAACGGGGGGCUGGCACCCCUGCCCCAGGAGCUGAGCUCGCCCACGGUUGGCCCUCACGUCUCUCUGCUGUGGGCUCAGACUGUGAUGUGUCCCGCAGGCGGGGAUG